Pygocentrus nattereri (red-bellied piranha) is the source of this 3440-nucleotide messenger RNA. RefSeq names its product BEN domain containing 3 (gene bend3). Gene Ontology annotation, biological process: rDNA heterochromatin formation. The transcript has 4 exons. Gene Ontology annotation, cellular component: heterochromatin. Bases 141 to 2612 code for a protein of 823 amino acids. The record is from RefSeq and is a predicted model, not a curated record. Gene Ontology annotation, molecular function: DNA binding. NCBI's taxonomy places the organism in Eukaryota, Metazoa, Chordata, Actinopteri, Characiformes, Serrasalmidae.
AACACACGCGCACGCUCUCGCGCACGGAGGGAAACACGCAGGGCUUUAAUCCGUGGACACAAAACAGCCUCACGCGGACGGAAGGGGCGCGAGCAUGGCUGCCAGUCGGUGAAGCGCCGAGCACGAGAGCAGAAAAGGAAAUGAGCUCCUCUGAGCCUGACGUUAACACAGACGGGACAGUGCCUGAGAAAGAUGUUAAGGCUGAGAAGGACACGGACGACAGCACUGACCAUGAGAAGACACCGAGUUUGGAGUGCUUUACGCGACGGCUCACUAAAAGACCAGCAUCACACAUCAGUUUAGACGGCCUUAAUGCAGAGCAGUACCGCUCCUCCUGCAGGAAGAGGGCAAAGAUUGGAGAACACCUCCAAGAUGGAGGCUCUGAGGACACGCCCAAGUCACAUGGCAUUCGGUCAUCUCCUCAAGAGAGAACUAUCUUGUCAUACAGGAAACCUCUGUACAGCAUCUCCCACCGUAUCACUGAGAAGAAGGCCACAUCCAGCUUGGACCAGCUUGGACAGCACGAGCCUGGAAUCCGUGUCAGCCACAAUGGCAUCAUUUUCCCAAAGCUGGGCAGCCCAGGGGAGCACAAUCGAUUUGAGUCCCCUUCAGCUGCAGAGUCCACUGCAUCCCCUGUAUCCUCGGAAACCCACCUGUACCCGCUCUUUGAGAAGAUGUUCUUCAUCCUCAACACCCUAAACUCUAGCAUGACCCAGCUGCACAGCAAGGUCGACCUCCUAUCACUGGAGGUGACCCGCAUCAAGAAGCAGAUCAAGCCUGCGGAGAUGCCUAUGGAAUUCCAGCCUCCACCAGAAUACCUCUUGACGAGUGAGGAGCUCGCUCAGUUGAUGGAGCAAACCUCCACAGCUGGUGAGCUGGGCUGCAGGCUGCUAGUCCAACUCUUCCCAGAACUUUUUACGGCCAAGGAAUGUGCACAUGGUUGCAAAUCCUGCAGUGCUGCAAGUAAACGCACUCUGGAUUCUUUGCACCUUCAGCUCAUACGCAACUAUGUGGAGGUCUGCUACCCGCUGGUCAAGAAUGGCAACGUUUGGCAGACCGAGUGCCUCAUGCAGAUCAAUGACUUUUUCAAUCGUUUCUGGGCUCAGAAGGAUUUGGAGAGUGGGCAGAUCUGUGGGAAACAGACUCCAGUGGUCCUUGGCUUUGAUGUGGUCCAAAACCAUGGCUGUCAUUUCAUCAAUGAGGAAGGACAAGACGAAAGACUCUCGCUUGACUCUGGAGAGAACAGCAACAAUGGUAGUCAUCUUGGCAAUGCCAAAUCAGAUGCUGCCUUUGAUACUCAAGACACUGGGGAGGAUCCUGAUGACAUCACCUCACCUGAAGACUUCAUCGUGUUUCUUUUAAAUAGACUCUUUCCAGAAGUGUUUGAAGAGGGUAGGCUGCCUGAGGGUCACAGCACUGUGGGACAGUUGAUUAUCGGUUCAGACAGACUGGACAUUAUACGCAAGUACAUGGAGGCGAAUUUUCCAGAUAUACCUGAAGACACUUGGAUGCAGUUGUGCGUCCAGCGAAUGGAGGAAGCUCUUGAGAAUGCCCCCACUGAUGGCAGUAACCUGGACAACAACCAUGAGGAGAGCUACGACUCUGCUUGCCUCCCUGACGACAUUUCCAUAGUCAAGGUCAGUGACCUUUGUGAUUAUGACAAGCCUAAUCGUAGGUCGAAGAAGUCUUGGCUGGAACCUGUUGAUUUUGACGAAAUGAACAUCCCGCUACCAGAUUUUGAUGUUCCUCAAGAGUACCUGCUCACCAAGGAACAGCUAAAGAGCAUCUACAACAGCAGUUUGUCUAUUGGAAACUUCGCCUCCCGCCUCCUGGUCCUCAUGUUCCCUGAACUGUUCACGUAUGAAAAUGCACGUAAACACUACAAUUGCAGUGGUUCCUUGGGCAAGAAGCAGUUGGAUCCCGUCCGGGUCAGCCUCAUUCGCCAUUAUGUCCAGCUGCUCUACCCUAGGGCCAAGAACGACCGCGUCUGGACGCUUGAGUUUGUCGGCAAGCUGGACGAACGCUGCAGGCGAAGGGACACAGAGCAGCGUCGGUCCUAUCAGCAACACCGCAAAGUCUCCGUCCCUGAGCAAGAACUCGAUCCUAGAGACUUUGGGACCGUUAGCCAGAUCAACCCACUAAACCCAGAGCGCCUCAAGGAGGAUUUCGAAGUGCCCUCACUACCACCCGAGAAAAGUAGCAAAGACUUCUGCAAGAUCCCUCUAGAAGACCUCACGGUGUCCACCCCAGACUUUCCAGUGCCUUCCACCUACCUUCUCUCGGACGCCGAAGUUCGAGAAAUAGUUCAGCAGAGUCUGUCCGUUGGGAACUUUGCCGCCCGGCUUCUCGUGCGCCUGUUUCCAGAGCUUUUUACGCAGGAAAACUUGAGGCUUCAGUACAACCACUCCGGUGCCUGCAACAAGAAGCAGCUCGACCCUGUGCGCCUUCGACUCAUACGCCAUUACGUGGAGGCUGUGUAUCCCGUGGACAAAAUCGAGGAGGUUUGGCACUACGAAUGUGUACCUAGCAUUGACGAGCGAUGCAGGCGCCCGAAUCGCAAGAAAUGCGACAUUCUGAAAAAGGCCAAGAGAUCGAACAGCACUGUGUCAUGAUCAUAACAAGAUGCCUUGAGGCCCCUGAUCUGUCUGUCCUUAUAUUUUACACAAACGUGUAUUUUCUUUGCACAAGUCCAUAAGCUGAAGCUGCAUAGUGAAACGUAUAUAAAAUGCCCAGUCAUGUAGGAUGAGGCCACAUCAGUGGUCCUUGUACAGGAUAUGUUUGUAACAUGUAGCUGCAACUCCCGACAGUGAGGUUCUCUUUAAAGACACUGUCGACUGAUAGUGACAUAUUAGUGUUAUUUAUAUGCCAAACUAUUGUUGUAAUUCCAACUUCUAAUAAGCUAUCAUAGCCUUAAACACAUACAUAAAGUAUAAACAUUUACCUUUUAGACAAUAUAGGUCACUUUAGUCGGGGAGUGGGGCGGGGACAGAGACAUGUGAUAUAUAUUUUUGUUUUUAAUUAAUUGUAGCAACGUUGCAGCACUGGUCUUUUUUCUAACUCUGAAUUUAUGAGCAUAUGUCCUACCUGCAGUCUAUAAUAAAAUAUAGAAACAGAUUGUCACUAUUUUUAAAUAAAAUUACAUUUGUGGAGAAACAUCGUUUGUUUAAUUAGCAAUCACUAAGCCUCAGGAUUCAGGUAAGAACAUAUUUGGACAUGAGGUGCACAAGCAAAAAUGGACUUCUGUCAGAUUCAUUAAUUUUCUCAUUUUAUUUGCAAUAAUUUUUCAAUAAAACCUUUGACACAAGGAUUGUAAGUGGGGGUGGGGGUGGAAAUAUGUAUGAAUUUAGCAAAGAAAGACUUGUUCUCGGUAGUUCCGUCAUGUGAUCCUUGAAUAUCUUGAUAGAUAAUAUUGCUAAUGUCAAUAAAAGUGGCUAAACGUG